AUGGCCAGUCCAGCUGCUCUGCUUGUGUCUAUCAGGCACCAGGCAAAGGCUCUCCGCACCCUCCGGGCUGCUGCAGCCUCCCAUCCUCCCGGCAGCUCCCCGCAGCCUUCCCACACCCAAACCUUCAGCACCAGCGGGUCUGGCCCAGCUUGGCACAGCCUGGGAGAGGAGACAGAGGUGUCCAAACCUGGUGGGGCUCAGGAGCUGAAGGAAGAGAGAAAAGCCCCAGGGAAAUGCCCUGAGGAAGGAGAAGAGAGUGGAGACCUAUCUCCUCUCAGCCCACAUGAGCCCAGGCCAGAGAGGCUGGCCCAGCCAGGGCUGGCAAGGCAUGAGACGCUUCGAGAGAUGGCUCUGCGCAGCAAGAUGUCCCGACUAGUAGAAGCGACUUUCCAGCUUGUACAAGUAGAACAGACUCUCUUGCUUCCUCUCCUACAGCAGCAUCCUCUUCCUCUCCACACAAAAGAUAGCAUUGAGUUUAGAAACAUCUGUAGUCACAUGGCUUUACAGAAAGAGGGACAAAAAUUUGAGAGAGACUUACAUGAAGCCCACCAGUGUUUGAAGACGAUCAUUGAGAAACUAAUUUGUUCAUUGGCAGUUUUCCCCUCCGAUUCUUACAUUCCAGUCCGAUCUGCUCUGAGACAAGUCCUGCAAAAUCUCCUGGCAAUGUGA
This is a messenger RNA of Phalacrocorax carbo (great cormorant), 669 nucleotides long. The record is from RefSeq and is a predicted model, not a curated record. Lineage: Eukaryota; Metazoa; Chordata; Aves; Suliformes; Phalacrocoracidae.